Messenger RNA from Musa acuminata AAA Group (dessert banana), 2187 nucleotides. RefSeq names its product phosphatidylinositol/phosphatidylcholine transfer protein SFH3. Lineage: Eukaryota; Viridiplantae; Streptophyta; Magnoliopsida; Zingiberales; Musaceae. The coding region runs from base 238 to 2058 and encodes 606 amino acids. The transcript has 15 exons. The record is from RefSeq and is a predicted model, not a curated record.
CCAUUGCCUUCCGGCCAAGAGAGAGAGAGUCCGUCAACAGCGGCAGGCAGACGUCUCUGCGUCUUCGUCGGAACACAACCAGCAAUGUGAGCGUUGAUGUCGUCGUGUGUUCCCUCACCUCAGCCCCCGCCCCGAACAUAUAAACUGCCCCCACCACCUCCCCCCCAACUUCCAUCGGUCUAUCAAUCUAUGUGAUCUAAUUAUUGGUCUCCGAGGUCCAGCUUUCAAGUAUCAAACAUGUGUGAAGUCAUGGCCGGACCUCUUGACCAUUUUCCCAAACAUGGUCUUGAUGGUCUCUAUGAAGAAAAGCGAGACAUAAAAUUCGACAUUGAGAAUUCUGAGGAUGACAAGAAAACUAGGAUUGGAUCAAUAAAAAAGAAGGCAAUCGAUGCUUCUGCAAAGCUCAGGAAUUCUUUGAACAAAAGGGGCAGAAGAAGCAGCAAAGUCAUGUCUGUUUCCAUUGAGGACGUGCGUGAUGCAGAGGAAAUGCAGGCUGUUGAUGCAUUCCGUCAGAUUCUUAUUCUGGAAGAACUGCUGCCUUCUAGGCAUGAUGACUAUCAUAUGAUGCUCAGAUUCCUUAAGGCCAGGAAAUUUGACAUCGAAAAAGCAAAGCAAAUGUGGGCAGAUAUGCUCCAAUGGAGGAAGGAUUUUGGAGCUGACACAAUUUUGGAGGAAUUUGAAUUCAAAGAACUUGAUCAAGUCAUGGAAUACUACCCACAAGGUCAUCAUGGAGUAGAUAAGGAAGGCAGGCCUGUCUACAUUGAGAGAUUAGGCCAAGUCGAUGCCAACAAGAUGAUGCAAGUCACAACCAUGGAUCGGUAUAUCAAAUACCAUGUGAAGGAGUUUGAGAGGAGUUUUGAUGUCAAGUUUCCAGCUUGCUCAAUUGCAGCAAAACGCCACAUCGACCAGAGCACAACUAUCAUUGACGUUCAAGGAGUGGGCUGUAAACAAUUCAAUAAAGUUGCAAGAGAUUUAAUAAGCCGUAUUCAAAAAGUUGAUGGUGACAAUUAUCCUGAGACCUUGUGCCGCAUGUUCAUCAUCAAUGCAGGCCAGGGAUUUAGAUUGCUUUGGAGCACUGUAAAGUCCUUCCUUGACCCAAAGACCACCGCAAAAAUCAACGUUCUUGGAAACAAGUACCAGAGCAAGUUGCUUGAAGUGAUUGAUGCCAGUGAAUUGCCUGAGUUCCUUGGUGGCACAUGCAACUGCGAAGGAGGUUGUCUUCGAUCAGAUAAAGGCCCAUGGAAGGAUCCUGAGAUCAUGAAGAUGGUUCAAAGUGGAGCUGGAAGCUGCGGAAGGCAACAGCCGACUACUGAUGCUGCAGAAAAAACAAUUUCUGAAGAUGAAAUAGUGUAUCCAAAGAGGCAAGAGUCUUACUGCGGGGUAAGAGUCUUUGCUGCAGAUAAUGUUUCUUCCAAGAUUUCAAGGAGUCAUAUAGUACACCCACAACCAUCACCUGUUCAUGAAGAAUUAGAUAUUCCAGAUUGCAAGGCUGCAGAUAAGAAAUUCCCCACACCAUAUUCAUAUGGUGAUUAUCUUCCAAUCAUCGACAAGGCUGUGGAUUCUUGCUGGAACAAAGAAAUCCCCGAUGAGAAGCUUGCCAUCUCUAAAGGUGCCUGCAAUCCAUCUGAAAUUUACAGGGGUCCAGAUGGAUUCAACAACAACAUCUUUGGAGGAGUUGUGGCCUUUGUCAUGGGAGUUUUCACCGUGCUCCGUGUCAGCCGUGGCAUGCCAAAGAAGGUUGCUGAUGCAGAUAUUGGCUGUGCAAAGCCUGUUGAGCCUGCAGCACCAACUGUCCCAGCUGCUGAGUUUUCAAGCGCACUGAAGCGCCUCGGCAACCUUGAAGAGAAGGUGAGCAUCCUCAGCAAGAAGCCUCCACAGAUGCCAUCUGAGAAAGAAGAGAUAUUGAAUGCUGUUGUGAAGCGUGUGGAUGCUUUGGAAACAGAGCUUGCAGCAACAAAGAAGGCUCUGGAGGAUGCUUUAGUGCGACAGGGGGAGUUUCUUGCUUAUAUUGAGAAGAAGAAGAAGAAGAAGAACAAGUUGAAUCCAUUCAACUGGUAAUUAAAUUGGCAAAGGUUCCCCGCAACAUAUACAACUGGGUGUCCUCUGUUUUGUGUUUGCUAGACUGAUCCAAAGUUUCAAAUGAAUAUGUAUAAACCACUAUUCUUUUGUAGACUGAUCCAAUUCAAA